This is a messenger RNA of Vavraia culicis subsp. floridensis, 2700 nucleotides long. RefSeq lists its product as uncharacterized. Gene Ontology annotation, cellular component: vacuolar proton-transporting V-type ATPase complex; vacuolar proton-transporting V-type ATPase, V0 domain. Gene Ontology annotation, molecular function: ATPase binding; proton-transporting ATPase activity, rotational mechanism. The transcript has a single exon. The record is from RefSeq and is a predicted model, not a curated record. Gene Ontology annotation, biological process: vacuolar acidification; proton transmembrane transport. NCBI's taxonomy places the organism in Eukaryota, Fungi, Microsporidia, Pleistophoridae. The coding region runs from base 1 to 2700 and encodes 899 amino acids.
AUGAGAAGAAUAUCGCUGUACAUCAACAAGGAGAAUGUGAAACGGGCGCUUUACGAGCUGGGCAAGCUCAAGCUGAUACAGUUCGUUGAUCUUAACGCGCACUUGAAGAAUGAGCAGCUGCCGUACAACAAGGAGAUCCUGCACUACGAGAAGCUGCGCAGCAAGAUAAACUUUCUGAUGGGAGAGAUUGAGGCGUACGACAUGGAGGUGCACAGGAACGAGCACGUAUUUGACGAAGACGCGAUAGAGCGGCACUUCAAUCGGCUGCUUGAGCUCAAGAGCAUACGUGACGGUGCGCAGGAGCAGCUCACCAAUCUGAGCGAGAACCUGUUCAUUCUGGAGGAGAUGAAGGAGCACGACUUCUCCUCCUCAUCGUGCCUCACCGGUAUAAUUGACAAUGACAAGGUGCUGCUGCUCAGGCGCAUCCUCGAGAGCGUGCUCAAGAACAACCUCGUGAUACACAUGAAAACGGGCAGACGCACCGUGUUCGUGAUAUUUACGCACGGCGAGGAGGCAUUCGAGAAGAUAAAGAAGAUCUGCGUGUCGUUCAACGCACGCAUCUUCAUGAUGAAGAGCGAGGAAGAGCAGUCCGAGAAGCAGCCGAAGAACGAGGACAACGAAAAGAAGGACGAGGAGCAAAAGGAGGAGAACAAGGACAACAACAAGGGGGAGGAACAUGAGGACGAGAAUCAAACGAACAUCCUGCGCGUGACAGCGCUCAUCCAGCAGUACCAGCACGUGCAUGCCAACAAUGAGAACAGCAUAAAAAACGAGCUCGGAACAAUUGCACAGCACAUCCACACGUGGAAAUACAAGACACGCCAAGUGCUGCGCAUUCUUAAGACGCUCAACCGGUUGAGGGAGAGCACCGCAUUUAUUGGCGAGGGCUACGUGCCCGAGUCGAAGUUUCCGGUGUUUCAGAACGCCGUUAACACAAUCUGCGAUGCGCACGGGCGUAUCGCGUACGAAGAGCAGGUGCGUACGGGCGGUAACCUUGAGGUGAGUGUGCUCGUGACGGGUAAUAACAAGAAGAGAAGGCAGAAGAGGAUGAAUGAGCGGGAGAUACGAAGGUUGAUGAAAGGAGAGGGUAGCAACGGAGAGAAUAGGGAAAAUAAGAUAGAGGAUGAGAGGUACCUUGAAGUGGAUGGCACGGGGAGCAGUGGACGGGCCAGGGAGAGGAGUGCUCCUGACAUUGAAAGUGAUGGGGAGAGGAGCUCAGAUGCACAGUUGGAUGGUAUGAGCGAGGAGAAGGGUGGAGUGGCGUGUACCACAGAUCGCAGCGCAGAGCAGCGAGAGAAGGCCAGGGAUGUGAAUCAGGCCGAUGAUGCGGAGAGCGAUGCGUCCAAUUCAAGCGGAGAGAAAACGCACAAAAACGGAGAUAAAACACGCCCAAGUGGUGGCAACGUUCAACACCGUACCGACCAGUACGAGCAAACCAGGAACAAACGCAGGAGCACAAAAAUCGAUUCCGAUCUCCCACACAAAACUGAAAACUCAUCGCUCAGCAACUCGAUGGAGGACAUCCACGCAGCAAGAGCACAAAACGAGGAUCACAAAGUGCAAGAAAACGAAAUGCCGCCCACGUUCUUCCGCACAAACAUUUUCACACGGCCGUUCCAGGAGAUGAACGAUGUGUACGGCGUGCCAUCGUACCGCGAGAUAAAUCCGGCACCGUUCACCAUCAUCACCUUUCCAUUUCUGUUCGGUGCCAUGUUUGGUGACGUGGGGCACGGCCUGAUCCUGGUGCUGAUAGCGGUGCUGUUCAUAAGACGGCCCGAGCUUGCGCGUGUGCACGAGAUGGUAGAGAUGGUGGUGAAUGGCCGGUAUAUGCUGCUUGCGUGUGGCGUGAUGAGCAUGUACUUUGGGCUGCUCUACUCUGAGUUCUUCGGCGUGGUGAUGCCGCUGUUCAAGUUUGGAGGUGUUACGUACUUUGGGGUUGACCCGUCGUGGCACGAGGCGAAGAACGGCAUGAACCUGAUGAACUCGCUCAAGAUGAAGAUGAGCGUGGUGAUUGGCACGGUGCACAUGGGCCUGGGACUGUGCCUGGCAGCGUUUAACACGGUGCUCACCCGUGACAAGCUGCUGUUCUACUGCAAGGUGCUGCCACGCAUUCUCUCGUUUGCGUGCUUCGCGGGCUACCUGAGCGUGCUCAUUGUUGUGAAGUGGAUACGUCCGUUCAAGCCGAGCAUCAUCAACACCAUCGUGCUGAUGUUCACCGAUCCGUUCAAGGCCGAGUUCUUCUAUCCGGGCCAGCUGUACGUGCAGCUGUUCAUGCUUGCGCUGUUUGCGGUCUGCAUGCCGUGGAUGAUGGUGUCGUAUCCGAUCAUGCUGUUCAUCAAGCACAAGCGGAAGAACCUGUCCGAUGUCAUCAUACAUUUCGGGAUAGAGGCCAUUGAGUUCAACAUCGGUCUCAUCUCCAAUAUCAGCUCGUAUUUGCGUAUCUGGGCGGUGUCGCUCGCGCAUUCCCAGCUCACCGGCAUUAUACACAAGUAUACGAUGGGGAGUGCGAACGUGAUUGUAAGGAUUGUGAGCGCACCUGUGUGGCUGCUUGCAACGAUGGUGCUUAUGGUAGCGCUUGAGGGGCUGAGCAGCUCGUUGCAUGCCAUGCGGCUCAAUUGGAUUGAAUUUAAUUCGAAGUUUUACGAUGGACAGGGCAAUCCGUUCCAGCCCCUUAACUUCGAUGAGGACAGCGAUGUGUAA